ACUCGUCAAUUGCACCGUGUCAAAGCUUUACAGGAAUUGAUAGUUUAGUGAUAGAAGAUUUUGAACUGAUAGAAGUCUAGUAAUGGCUCCUUUCAAGGUCAAUCUGGCGAGCGGUCUCGCCGUGGCUAGCUACAUGAUCUAUCGAUACCCCAAAACCACCUUACCGGUACUCAAGUACCUGGCUUACAUCGGAUCCACCGUCGUCGGUCUGACCGCGGCCGGGCUAUGGUAUUAUCAACAAAGCAUGCUCUACCCCGCUUCCUUCCCCGAAGGCUCGAGACGAGAUGUUCCAAACCCUUACGAGGUCUUUGGGAUGCCGUACACCGAAGUAACCCUCACGACCCCAGACAAGGUCUCUCUAGCUGCCUACCUCAUCCCUGCUCGUCCGCCAUUCGAAGCCAAGAGCCUGCUUGCUCUUCGCAGCGCUGCAAAGGCGAAGCUCGGCGUCAGAGGAAACAACGAGAAGGAGGUCAUCGAUCCGGCUGUUGCGGAGGGCAAGCUGGGUAAGGAUGGGGAGGACUAUGCGAAGAGUCGACCGACGGUUAUCAUGUACCACGCGAAUGCAGGUAACAUGGGACACAGGUUACCGCUAGCACGAGUCUUUUGGGAAUCGAUCGGGUGCAACGUCUUUAUGCUGUCCUAUCGAGGAUACGGCAAGUCGGAAGGAACACCAUCGGAAAAGGGCCUCCGCAUCGAUGCUCAGACGGCUCUGGAUUAUGUUCGACAACAUCCCUUGUUGAGCAAGACCAAGGUCAUCGUCUACGGGCAGAGUAUCGGAGGUUGUGUUUCUGUCGACGUGGCCAGUCGGAACGGCGACAAGGUCGAUGCGGUCAUCAUAGAAAACGCACCCUUCUCCCUGAAAUCCCUGAUCCCCUUCGUGAUGCCCCUCGCCGGCCCGUUCCUCCACAUCCCCUUCCUUUUAUCCGAGAAGUGGGACGCUCAACUUUCCGUCCCUUCGAUCCCGCCGCAAACGCCGUUCUUGGCCCUUGUAGGAGGGAAAGACGAGAUCGUGCAUUCGACGCAGAUGCCGAUGUACAAGAAGUUGAGGGAGAAAGCCGGGGGAAAGAUCACUUGGAAGCUGUUUCCCAACGGACAACAUAACGAUACGUAUGCCCAACCCGGAUACUGGCAAGCCGUCAAAGACUUCAUCGAGGAGGAAGUAACUAAGGGCGAGAAGAAAUAACGAUACAUCUUAAAGACAUACAUGCCCUUGUAUCGAUCGCGUUUAGGUGGAUAAGUUAUAAUAAGAAUAAUUUACCUGA
This is a messenger RNA of Filobasidium floriforme, 1262 nucleotides long. Its product is annotated as Alpha/Beta hydrolase protein. The record is from RefSeq and is a predicted model, not a curated record. Gene Ontology annotation, cellular component: membrane. The transcript has 7 exons. Gene Ontology annotation, molecular function: palmitoyl-(protein) hydrolase activity. The coding region runs from base 83 to 1183 and encodes 366 amino acids. Lineage: Eukaryota; Fungi; Basidiomycota; Tremellomycetes; Filobasidiales; Filobasidiaceae.